Molecule: messenger RNA, 807 nt
Organism: Lathyrus sativus (Indian pea)
Lineage: Eukaryota; Viridiplantae; Streptophyta; Magnoliopsida; Fabales; Fabaceae
Source: the annotation of a GenBank genome assembly
AUGAAGGAAGUCAUUAUCCGUGAGGUCUUGGCAUACAAUUUAGAGUACGAAUUCAAUCUCAUCCAUAGAGCUAUUCAUGAAGGUCAUUUCAUCAUAUCUAUGGAUACUGAGUUUCCUGGUGUAAUUCAUUUCCCUAAAACUGAUCGUCGCCAUCUUCAAACAGUUGACCAGUACCGUUACUUGAAGGUCAAUGUCGACAAUCUUAAACUCAUUCAAGUUGGACUCACCAUUUCUGAUUCUGAGGGAAACCUUCCAGAUUUUGGAACCAAUAACUGUUAUAUUUGGGAGUUUAAUUUCCGCGAUUUCGACGUCAAUAAUGAUCUUUGUAAUCAAGAAUCAGUUGAUAUGCUUCGCCGUCAAGGGAUCGACUUUGAGCGUAAUUUCUGUCAUGGCGUGGAUUCAAGGCGUUUCGCUGAUCUAAUGCUCUCAUCCAUACUUGUUUUUAACAAAUCAGUUACUUGGGUCACUUUCAGUAGUGGUUAUGAUUUUGGAUAUUUGGUGAAGAUUUUGACCGGAAUGAAUUUACCAAACCAGCUGGAGGAUUUUUUAACUGUCAUAGAAGUAUUGUUUGGAAAAAAUGUUUAUGAUAUGAAACAUAUGAUGAAGUUCUGCAACUCCUUGUAUGGUGGUCUCGAAAGAGUCGCUGCUACUCAUAAUGUGAGUCGGGCGGUUGGAAAUUCACAUCAAGCUGCAUCGGAUAGUUUGCUGACUUGGCAGGCAUUUAACAUUAUGAUGAAGACUUAUUUUAAGAAUGAUGAAGCUUCCAAGCAUGCUGGAGUUCUGUAUGGAUUAGAAAGUGCAGUUUAG